UACAGUCGAAGCGUGACGUGCAGGGAGCCGUAAGAAUACGUUGUAUAGCAUAACGUUAACGGAGAAAUAUCAAGUUUUCAUCGUAAAACGUUCAAAAUGCUUUCACUGCGAGCUUUCCUUACCGACAGGCUGAUGGUGGCGGCGGAGGAGAUAUUCGAAGUUGUCGAGAGGACAAUAGCCGAGUACAAAGAGGAGAUUUUCCGCUCCAAAGAUCUGGAAAUCAGUCAUCUGAGGAUGCAGCUGAAGCUUCUCAAGUCAGAGCCCAUAGACCGAAGCAUUGAAGCUGAUCUCGAACAGCACACCCAUCACCACCACCACCAUCCUCCCCCUCCUCCACCCCAGGACCAUCAGUCAAUUCCUGCAGUGGAGGCUCAUCCUGAGUCUCAGCACCCUGGGGAGCAAGAAGAGGGCAGCAGCAUGGACCAGGGGCACCCAGAGCCUUCACAGGUGAAGACAGAGCAGCAGCAGCAAAACCACGGGGAUUUUUGGAUGGGACAAGAAGCAGCAGAGCAGCUGGACAGCCUUGAAUCAGACAUCAAAGACUUCAUCCCUGCAUCCCCCUCUAGCUUGAGAAACAGUCUGCACGAGCCCAUAUUAACCUUCCAUCUAAACCACCACCACAACAACAACAGCAACAGCAGUGGAGAGGAGGGCAGAGAGAAGCCAUACUGCUGCACUGUUUGUGAGAAACGCUUCAGUAGCUGCUCCCACCUGGCUGCUCACAUCAGGACGCACACAGGAGAGAGGCCGUACAUAUGUGAAAUAUGCAAAAAGACUUUUAUCACAACAAGCGCCCUAAACAGACACCAGACAAUUCACAGUGAGGGCAAACGCUUUAUCUGUAAUGGUUGUGGGAAGUCAUUUAAAUGGAUGGAGUCUCUGGGCAGGCACGUUAGGAGUGUUCACAAGAGAGAAAGUGUGCCUGAAGAAUCUCAUUAGAAUCAAAUAGAUUGGUGUUUUUUCCCCCUUUCUCAUUUAUUUUAGUGUAAAUGUGUGCAAACAAAGAAUGUAUUGUCUGUUUCUUGUGUUAGGUUGUUGUUAAAUGUGCAUGGACCUUGUUAAGCCUUCUGUAUAUCAACAGUAGAUAAAGGAAAGACGUGUAAGAAUACAUUCACAGGGGUUGAAUUUUCUCAAAUUGCAUUGAAUAAAUGUUGGAAGCAA
Cheilinus undulatus (humphead wrasse) is the source of this 1161-nucleotide messenger RNA. Its product is annotated as zinc finger protein 3 homolog. Gene Ontology annotation, molecular function: DNA-binding transcription factor activity, RNA polymerase II-specific; RNA polymerase II cis-regulatory region sequence-specific DNA binding. The coding region runs from base 97 to 939 and encodes 280 amino acids. Gene Ontology annotation, biological process: regulation of transcription by RNA polymerase II. The transcript is spliced from 2 exons. The record is from RefSeq and is a predicted model, not a curated record. Lineage: Eukaryota; Metazoa; Chordata; Actinopteri; Labriformes; Labridae.